Panthera uncia (snow leopard) is the source of this 2825-nucleotide messenger RNA. RefSeq names its product sorting nexin 1 (gene SNX1). Gene Ontology annotation, molecular function: phosphatidylinositol binding. Gene Ontology annotation, biological process: early endosome to Golgi transport; intracellular protein transport. The transcript is spliced from 15 exons. NCBI's taxonomy places the organism in Eukaryota, Metazoa, Chordata, Mammalia, Carnivora, Felidae. Bases 115 to 1716 code for a protein of 533 amino acids. Gene Ontology annotation, cellular component: endosome membrane; endosome. The record is from RefSeq and is a predicted model, not a curated record.
CGUCCCGCGGGGUUGAUCACGACGAUCCCACUCCUCGUUCCUCUGGAACGUUUUGCUCGCGGCGCUAUCUCUCUAUAAAGUUGUUGUUGCGGCUUCCGCCGCGGGUGGAGAAAGAUGGCGUCGGGUGGUGGUGGCUGUAGCGCUUCGGAGAGAUUCCCUCCACCUUUUCCUGGCUUGGAGCCGGAGUCCGAGGGGGCGGCCGGGGGGUCAGAACCCGAGGCUGGGGACAGCGACACCGAGGGGGAGGAUAUUUUCACCGGCGCUGCUGCGGCCAGUAAGCCCCAGUCUCCAAAGAGAGUUGCUUCCCUUCCCAUCAACAAUGGCUCCAAAGAAAAUGGGAUCCAUGAGGAACAAGACCAAGAACCACAGGAUCUCUUUGCAGAUGCCACAGUGGAGCUCUCCCUGGACAGUACACAAAAUAAUCAGAAGAAGGUGCCAGCCAAAGCGCUGAUUUCUCUUCCUCCACAGGAAGCCACAAAUUCUUCUAAGCCCCAGACAAGCUAUGAGGAGCUAGAGGAAGAAGAACAGGAAGACCAAUUUGAUUUGACAGUUGGUAUAACUGAUCCUGAGAAGAUAGGGGAUGGUAUGAAUGCCUAUGUAGCCUACAAAGUUACAACACAGACGAGCCUACCAAUGUUCAGGAGUAAACAGUUUGCGGUGAAAAGAAGAUUUAGUGACUUUCUGGGUCUUUACGAGAAGCUUUCGGAGAAACAUUCUCAGAAUGGCUUUAUUGUCCCUCCUCCACCCGAGAAAAGCCUAAUAGGAAUGACAAAAGUAAAAGUUGGGAAGGAAGAUUCCUCUUCUGCAGAAUUUCUUGAAAAACGGAGGGCUGCUCUAGAAAGGUACCUUCAGAGGAUUGUGAAUCAUCCUACCAUGUUACAGGAUCCUGAUGUCAGGGAGUUCUUAGAAAAAGAAGAGCUGCCACGCGCCGUGGGUACCCAGACAUUGAGUGGUGCUGGUCUCCUCAAGAUGUUCAACAAAGCCACGGACGCAGUCAGCAAAAUGACCAUCAAGAUGAAUGAAUCAGACAUUUGGUUUGAGGAGAAGCUCCAGGAAGUGGAGUGUGAAGAGCAGCGCUUACGGAAGCUGCAUGCUGUUGUAGAAACUCUAGUGAACCAUAGAAAAGAGCUCGCACUGAACACAGCCCAGUUUGCAAAGAGUCUAGCCAUGCUUGGGAGCUCUGAGGACAACACAGCACUGUCACGGGCACUCUCCCAGCUGGCUGAGGUGGAAGAAAAAAUUGAGCAGCUUCACCAGGAACAGGCCAACAAUGAUUUCUUCCUCCUUGCUGAGCUCCUGAGUGACUACAUUCGUCUCCUGGCCAUAGUCCGUGCUGCCUUCGACCAGCGUAUGAAGACGUGGCAGCGCUGGCAGGAUGCUCAGGCGACGCUGCAGAAGAAGCGGGAGGCUGAGGCUCGGCUGCUUUGGGCCAACAAGCCUGACAAAUUGCAGCAGGCCAAGGACGAGAUCUUAGAGUGGGAGUCUCGGGUGACUCAGUAUGAAAGGGACUUUGAAAGGAUUUCAACUGUGGUCCGAAAAGAAGUGAUACGGUUUGAGAAAGAAAAAUCCAAGGACUUUAAAAACCACGUGAUCAAGUACCUUGAGACACUCCUGUAUUCACAGCAGCAGGCUGGGGAGCAGUUGGGAAACAGGUCCAGAAUACUCCGAACAAAGAAGUUACCCAGGUAUAGUAAGUUUCUCUCCACAGGAGUUUAAGCUUUUGCUGCUGCUUCCCUAUGGGACUAGAAUUUCUUUUUUUCUAUCUACCUCUGCUACAUACUCUGAGGGUCUCUUAACCUGUUUAAUUCUUAUUCCUACUUUUUUAGGGAAGGAGUUGUAAAGACAUCUCUUAUAGUAAGAGGGACAAUGGAUUCUCCUGCGAAGGAGGCAGACUUUCUUUUAUUCCUACCCUGUUUCCCUUAGCUGCCCAGGGCUCUCUCAGUCUUGCCCUCUGAUAGCAGACUUCUGAACUUCUUUCUGCCAAGUCCCCAGUAGACCGUUUCCUGUUAAAAGUGUAAAGAGCUGAUAAGAACUUAACACUUUAUCUCCGUUGAGAACAGAGCCAGCACUCUGCCUCUAGAUCAGGUCAUCCAAGAGAUCCUAAACUGUUUGAGGUUCCAAGAAGCUUUACUCUCUGUGCCCAGGAGGUAGCAUGCCAACAACAGGGCCCGAGUGUUGUCAGCUUAGGCCAAGGGCGUUCAAAGGGGUCUCUGUCCUGGCCUGGCCAGGGAGACUGGAGUCUCACAUGCGCUGUUGCUGGGCUUCCCCUCAGCUGUGUCCACAGCUGCUUAAGCUGGCUGAUCAGAAUGGUCUGUGAAGCUGCUCUGUGGGGCAGGGUUGGCAGAUUGCCUGCCAUGGAACCUCGCCACUCCUGUCUGCCACCCCCCAGCCCCAGAGACGCCCCUUUCUGUGGGCAUUCCAGGCCUGCUCUGUUAGUUCUCUUGGGUGGGUGGUUAAGGUUUGGGGAGGGACAGCCUGAGGCAAGAGAAUGCAGUAAACAGCACUGAUUUCCAGUGCACCAGCCUGGUGGGGGCAGGGAUCCAGGGUGGGGGUGCAGUGCUGGCAAGUAUUUUUUUCAACAGUUGGGUGUUUUGUUUUGUUUUGUUUUGUUUUAGAAAAAGUCACUCAGUCUCUCCCUAUCCCCCAAUAUCUUUAUUAACACUCUUGAUUUUUUUCCUUCCAGUCUUGCGUUUGCUUUUGCACAGUUGUAAUAAUACCCACGUGAAAUAUUUUGUAUCCUUUUAUCAUUCAGCACUGUAUAUUUUGUAAGCAUUUCUUCUUUAUUGUUACAUAUCUUCACAAACUUUAUUUAGAAGGCUAUGUAA